AUACACCUUCAUUACCAGCACGGAGGACAUGCUGGGUUUUUCUUUUUUUUUUCUUUCAAAUGGCUGGUUUGAAUCAUUUUACUUUCUGGGUGCAAAGUUUUGAGUUUCCAGUAUCAAAGUUGUGCAGAAAUGCACAGAUUCCUCCAUUGUUUGGUUAAAUGUCUCUUCGUCAGAUGUAUCUCAACCACAUGCUUCUAGUUGCCACGGUUUUAGCUCUGUGUUUAAACUGGUAGAGUUUAUUUAAACUGGUUUUGUGGAGAGUCAGAUUAUUCCCCAAACAGCUUAGAUGUGUGUUUGGAAAUCCAGCUGGCAGAAAACAACCCCGCAGUACAAUGCUGCCACCAACGUGCUUUAAAGUAUGAGAUGUUCUUGUGGAGAAACAGACGUUGUUUUAUGUACGUUAUAAUGCCCCGCAGCAUGAUGCAACCACCACCAUGCUUUGCAGUUUGUACAGCGAUAUUUUUGCCUCGCCUCUCAAUCUUUUGAAAUCUUUCUUUAGAGGGCAUGUUGCAGGUUUAUUUCGAGCCUGACGACGGGUGUGGAGCCGGGACUUAAUUUCCUGGUAAGCGCACUGUUAUGGCUUUGGUGUGGGCACGGACGCAGGUUUUCCAGCAGCCUCCAGCUCAUGCUAGGUUUGAGUCACUGUGGGGUUUUGGGCUGUUUUUGAGCAGUUUAAUCAUUUUCCUGACAUCUGAUGUCACCUGUUUCAGAUUAAAUUAUAACAUUCCAGAUGAGUUCAUGUGCUUCUCACUGGAACUGAACAUGAAGAGUCUGAAAAUAAUAAGCGUAUUGUUAGACCUGUAAUGACAUCAGGGUGCGAGCAGACCAGGUUUAUUCAAGGUGACAUAUUUUUUUUAUUUUUUUGCACGACUGAAGGAGCUUUUAUCUCCACCAAGAGGAAAAUCUCUGACUGUACUUUCAGUAAGAGAGAUAGAUGAUUCGAAAAAAAGAUGUACUGCUGUCACUAUAAUAACUAAUUUGUUCAACGUCACAUCUUGGUGAAUUCAGGGAACUAUCUGAACACGUCUGCCUCUCUUCACGCCCAUCAUCAUCACGUUUUCUCAUUGAAAUUCUGGGAGUUGGACAUUUUGGUUGCUUUUUUUUUUGUUUGUUUAAAUAAAGAACUCGACAAAAAGAAAAUGUCUUCUUAGAAAACAACAACCAAAUCAGACGUGAAACCCAUCUGGGUAUCGUGAAGAAGAUCUGCUCUUCUUCAUGUUGUUGUGCAGACAAGCUUUUAGUCGGUUUAAACGGAAAGUGAUGACACUUCAUGCAUAAAAACUUAGAUAGUUGCUUGGUAUGAGAGUGCUGAAAGUAUAAACACCGCAGCAGCAGUGAGGGGAGGAGGAGACAGGAAGGCAGGAAGACUAAACCAGGUAAGGAAAUAAUGAGACAGAUUAUGGUUAGAGUGUGUGAGAAGACGGAGAGUAAGAGACGCCGAGGCAGACUCACCAACAGGAAGUUCGACAAAACAAUAGAAGCAGAAUACAGGGAGGACUUCGCCGAAGGUAAGAAUGGGGACUGUGCAAUACUUCAUGGCUGUGCUGUUAUCUGCACAGUUGGUGCUCAACUCUCCCACGAGGCUGAAGAGGAAUGCGGAUGGCAGGAAGUGUAUUGAAUGCCCUGCAGGUGAAUUUCUGGACACUUGUACCAAGUGCAAACCUUGUCCUUAUGGAUCUUACACCGAAAGGCCCAACCAGGAGAAUUCAUGCCAUCCAUGCUUCAGAGACUGCCUACCAAGCUAUCAUCUGAAAGAAGCUCAGAACUGCACAAGCACGACCCCCUUGAAAUGCGAGUGUGAGCCUGGUUUCAAAUGCACAGGGAGGGAACCCAAAGGGAACUGCAACCAGUGUGAAAAAGACAACCCCCCACCAGCUGUGACUGUGGGCAAACCCAGACAGCCUACCUCACCUCUGGAUAAACCAUGCAGCUCCUCCAGGUGCGGUCCUCCUGCUACGGCCCCCACUAAUCCCAGACCAGGAUACACAAGCGCUGAGCUGGCGGCCAUUCUGGGCCCGGUGGUCUUCAUAGGAUGCAUGGCCCUUAUGAUCAUGUUCUGCAUCUAUCAGCCCCGGGAUGAAACAUGUUUCCGACAAAUUAUUGCGAAGCUGUGUAAUGAGGAAGGGCAAAGUGGCAGUCGCAAGGCGAAGGAGUCGACUCAUCAGUUCCCCAGAGACUCUGCGAAGCAGCAGACGUCCCCUCUUUCAGAUGCCAGCCUUGGUCCAGUCCAGGUCCACAAUCCAGGAACGGUCAUCUUCAGCUUGCUCAGCCACUUCACCGGUCCGGUGGGACCGACGGAGCUGAACGGAAAGAGAGCGGAGAGGGCGAGCCACGAAGAAGAAGAUGAGAGAGACUGUCCUGUGUUUCAUCCCACGCCUUCUCCGGGUAUCCACCUCUCCAAAGAGGAGGGCGGCGGCGAGACGGAGGACGUUUUCUUCCCCUCCCAGGAGCAGGGGAAGGACUUCCACGUGUCGAAGGAGGAGGCGCUGUGACGCGUCAGAAUGAUCCAAGAUUUGUUCUGGAGGACAUGCUGGACUCUUUUAAAGAGAGGAAAUGUAAACCUGGAAAACACGAAUACAGGUGGGAGGAGGAAACGAUCCAUCUUCUUCUGGCAAACUGUAGAAGGAUCACAGUUGUAAUUUAUUUAUUGUUUCCUGCUGGUUAAGGAAACCAACAUCACGCCUAACUUUGAUGAAAGCGGGAAUUGUUAUAUUUUUGUAAUUUAUAAUUUAAAAACUCUUGUAAAUAUUAUACAUACUCUAUUGGACGUAAUACUGGAUUUGACUUGAGACACUCUGAGUGGAGUAUUUGUUUUAUUUUGCAUAAAGAAAAAUAAAGAAAUACUGAGGUUU
Poecilia latipinna (sailfin molly) is the source of this 2852-nucleotide messenger RNA. RefSeq lists its product as uncharacterized. Lineage: Eukaryota; Metazoa; Chordata; Actinopteri; Cyprinodontiformes; Poeciliidae. Gene Ontology annotation, molecular function: protein binding. The record is from RefSeq and is a predicted model, not a curated record. The coding region runs from base 1515 to 2492 and encodes 325 amino acids. The transcript has 11 exons.